UUUUUUGAGAGCGCGCCGAGAGCCGCGCACGUGCAGCAGAGUCCGAGAAAGCCGGCGUUGUGAGUUCGCGAGUUGAAGUGAGCGACCAUGUGAGACUUUUAGCCGCCGGUUAACGAGGAUUGGAUUUCACUUUUUUUUUCCUUCUGAAUCGUGUCGAAGAUCCAGUUGUUAUUUAGCGGAAGUGAUCGAUUUAUAUUGACUCGAGGACAGUGCCAUGGCGCGUAUUAAGGUGAUAGUCGCGCUAUUCUGCGUUUUACUUGUGGGUCGCCAAGUCACCGCAGUGAUAAACAAAGCAAGCUCACAGUCUACUCCGGCAAAAGAAGACGAGAAGAAUGACUCCGUAGCAGCGGAAGACAGACUCAGCAAUUCUUACGGGCCACCAGCUGAUGAUUAUGGCCCACCACCAAGUUCCAACUACAAUGGACCAGCUCCGGUUUACGGACCUCCCGAAUUGACUGGAGAUAGGAGUCCUCCAAAAAUUUACGAACCUCCACCACCAGAGCAGCCACCGGCGUUCAAUGCACCACCACCGUUUUUGGGAAAACCAAAACCCCAGUACGGGCCACCCAAGUCUAACUUCAGGCAACCUCCACCAAAAUCUAGCUACGGACCACCGAAGCCUCAAUAUGGUCCACCCAAACCUCAAUAUGGACCACCGAAGCCACAGUACGGCCCACCCAAGCCACAAUACGGACCACCUAAACCACAGUACGGCCCACCUAAACCACAGUAUGGACCACCUAAACCUCAGUAUGGUCCACCUUCUGGCCCAUCGUUCAGUCCACCAAAGCCGGAAUACGGUCCUCCUCCAAAGUUCAGUGGCCCCCCGUCUUCCCAGUAUGGACCACCAUCUGGCGGAUUUGGUGGAUCUCCUCCAGGCCAUGGACCACCGAUCCCACUGUCAGUGGAAGCUUAUGGGCCACCAACGAAGACACCAUCGGCACCAUUUGUCUCCAAACCCCAAGAUGAUUACGGUCCACCACCACCGCCAUCAGGACCUCAGCAACAGUACGGACCGCCCGAUGAUCUUUACGGGCCACCGCCACGACCACCACCAGGCGUGCCAGCUCCCCCGACUCCUCCUGAUAUAAAAUACGAUGGCUGGCAGCCAAUUGCUGGUCACGUGAGCGCACCAAAUCAACAAGCCCAGCAAGAUAACUAUGGCCCACCACCUCCACCUCCAUCAAAUGACUAUGGUGCUCCUCCUUCUAACGAUUAUGGCGCUCCUCCUCCCUCUAACGAUUAUGGUGCUCCUCCAUCAAACGACUAUAGAUCUCCUCCCUCAAAUGACUAUGGUGCUCCUCCUCCAUCGAACGAUUAUGGUCCUCCAUCGUCCUCGAAUGACUUCGGACCUCCACCUCCACCUCCCUCGAACGAUUUUGGUCCACCCUCAAACCAAUAUGGCGCUCCUCUGGGAAAUAACGGACCACCCUCAGGAGGUGGUUCGGAUCAUGGGGUUCUUAUACAUCCUACGGAUCCUAAUGUUCCAAGCGAUUCUUAUGGAGCUCCACUGAGCAAUCCAGACGACCACAACUUGAAAUCAUCAGUAUCACAGUCCACUGCAUCUCAUGAGAACAAUGGUUUACUACCUCCGACUCUGCCUCAGUCGGAGCCAUUACACAAUCUUCAACUUCCCAUUGACAGCUCUUCUUCAAACAACAUACAACACGGAGUUUCAGACGCGAAUUCACUGUCUAUUGUAAAAACUGUUGGCUUCGAAUUACUGCCUAACCCUGGAGCACUGACAGGCGGACACAUAAGUGACUCUUAUGGACCCCCAUCUCACGGUGGCUCUUAUUCUGGCGGAGAUGAUUUGUCGGCCCAGCAGCUGCCAGCACCAUCCAAUAAUUACGGCCCACCAUCGGGAGGCUUCGAUUCAGGUUUUUCAUCCUUCACGUCUCAUGGGCACCGCGGCUUUUCUUCCUCCAAUCAAUUCAGCGGAGGUUUCCACAAAAACAAUGGCCACUACCGCAACAGGAAUCGCGGAGGAUACAGGCCACCACCUCCUCCAGGCGGUUUCAUCCCCCCACGAAGACCUCCCAUGAAAUUCAGAGACUCGGUACCAGCUGGUUUAUUGACCAACAUAAACAGGUACCCAGGUCCAGCAAUCAAGCCACAUAAAACUUACGGAGUUCCAUCCGUCCAUGAUCAACAGCUUCCGAGUCUCCAAAAUCCCGUGUCUUUCCACAGCUCGUCGAACUCUUUCGCUUCGAGUAACUCCUUUGCUAAAGCUAAUUCGUUCAACUCUCACUCACCCGUGGCAGCACCGAACGUAAAUUACGGAACACCACUGUCGUUCAAUGACUUCAACACGCCAGCUCCGUCUUUGACGUACGGCGCACCCAACUUUGGACCACCCUCGUCCUUAGGCGGUGGCGGUAAUUUGUACAAUGGCAUCGAGCCGUCUAUCGCGCCUACUUACGGAGCACCAGCCAUCACCGUCCCCGGACACGAUUGUCAGAACAAUGGAGGCAGCUUCCAGUACAACUUCGGUGGCUCGCAACCGCUGAACUUUGACACAUCGAACCAUCAGAACUUCGCGAGCGUCAAUGUCGGAGGCGGAUCAGAAAGCUUGAAUGCUCAAUAUGGAACUCCGCUCCUGAAUGUAUUGUCCCACACUUUGAGCACUUCAUAUGCUGCACCAAACGUGAAUGAGUUGGAAUUGCAGAAUCAGAAUCACAAUCAAAACGACUUGAAAGACAGCUAUGGUAAUCCGAUAGGUGACACCUACGGAGCACCCGACCAGUCUGGUGCCGCAGCCGUGACUAGCGUGCAAACUCACGCGCAAUCAGCUUCCAACGAAUUCUCGGAUUCGUCCAGCCAUAGUCAGAACUCGUUAUCUGGAGGUUCGUCUCUCCAAGGUCUUUCCGCUGAACAACUGACAGCUGCUUUGACCGCGCAGGGCUACGGUACCGAAGCUAAGAACAUCAUUCCAUCGACGGAAGUCGACGCGACCCAGUUCAUCAAAUCCGACGAGGGAGGCCAAGCUCUGGCUCUAGCACAAACUUUGACAGCUGACGGUGAUGGUUUCCAAAUCCAAGGAUCCCAAGGAACCUACUCGCUCCAAAUUCAACCAGCCGACGGCGGAUACGGUACUGAAGGUUCCGAUGGAAACAUCAGGCACGAUCAGGUACUGUCGAACGGACUGUUGCAGAACAUCUUGGCAGCUAUUGAACAGCAGCCCGGUGGUGGACAAAUCAUGCUCCAAGGUCUGCCGCAGUCACAGGGUCUGGAACAGCUGUACGGAGGAGACUUGAGCCAUGCUGCAAGCUCGUCGAUCGUCAACAAUAUCAAGAGUUCGACCGAAAACAAGGAACAACCCAAGCAACUGAGGGGCGACACAAGUCCCGCCGAUGACAGUCAAGACCAGGAGCCUUACGCGUCCGAAGACAGCAAAAUAGCAUUAUUCUUCAAUCAAAGCUACGACGGUACGAACAAAGAAGCGAGAUCGACAUCGAAAAGCGAAAAGCAAGCUGAGAGCACGUCGAACGAGAAGGACAACGCAGAUAAAACCAAAACGUCAUAAAUUAACGAUGCGAAGUAAAGAUUCUAAAAAUAAAGUAUUUAUUGUAACAAUAACACGAGACAGCGGAAGAAGCAUCAUCGCCGUUACACCUGAUACAGAUUUGUACAGCGUUCGACGAAAUUUUCAGUGAAAGUGCCAUUCAGAAGAUAGAAUGUUUUGUACAGCUUGUAGCUAUAUAAUACUCAGCGUGUAAUUAAAAAAAGGCAGCUCCAUGCAUCGUUCAAUUAAUUGGAAAGCGAUGUUAUUAGUCGAAUGCAAACGUAUGGAGUCCGAAUUGUUAGUGCUUUUUCCUUGAUAAAACAAUCGAGCCAGCUUCGAGGAGAAAGUAAGAAGGAUCUUCCCGAGCAGGAACUGCUUUUCACUCUCACGAUCCUACCGUAAAUAUUAAGGAGCCUCAAGAUCGUCGAGAGCAGCAGCGGAGGUGGAAAAGGAGGCGGAGAGAGAAGAAGACCCUUUCUCGGCCAGAGGCGCACCGACUCGACGAAAGUAGCUGCUGACCUCUCGGGUCGGCUCUCGGCGAAAUCGUGUCGCGAUCUUGACACGAAUACUAUGGCUGAAGGAAAAUGCUACCCACGCACAUAUACGAGUAUAUUUGCAAACACACACGGAGUUUGUUUUGAAAAGUUGGACGAUUUUCGUCGCGCGGAAGACACACACACGGCGAAGACGGGAGGAAAACGAGUUUGCGUUCGCUUCCUCGAGCUUCGUUACGACUAAAUAAUUCAUACUCAUUAAGGUCAUUGGGUUAAAGUGCUUCUCGCCGGAGUCACGUGUGCAUGUUUUUGCCUGCGAGCGUGUGAGUGUAUCCUCUAUGCUUUUCUUUUUUAUACUCGUUUACUCUUACGGCAACGUAGAUAGUUAGCGCGGAAAAAAAAAUCACAAUCACGAUGCCUGAAUGGAGUGCGCGACUGUCCGUUUUUGUAAGGUAUGAAUGAGCUGCCUGGGGUUCAGUGCUACCUUAAGACCGAUUCAGAGUCAAGAUUACAGGUUGAUUUACCGCGAGAGAAUCUGCGACUUCUACUAAGCGAUCGAACGAUGACUGGAGAAAUUUGUACUUUACGAUUGUUGCGUUUGCUGAUAAAGUUUAUUUUUUAUAUAGAGAACGUUUUUAUACAUCGUCAAUGGAAGAAUCGCUCGACAUCACUAUAAACGCGCGGCGUCAUCGCUGCCAAGCCAUAAAAGAGUUCUUGUGUGGAUGUGUCUAUAAUUUUUUGUACUAUUAUUACUUAAUUUAUUAUUUUAUAUUAUACCAUUAAAUCCAGACGCGCGUAUCUGGUGAUUAUGGUUAUAUCCGACGAGCGAUCGAACGAAAUCUCUCGCUGGAUAUAAGAGAGUGACGCGUUUAUGCGCUAUAUGUAUUUCCGUGUACACAUUGUGCACCACGCGUGUAAAUAUAUGCAUAUCUUGUAAAUAAAAAAA
Nasonia vitripennis (jewel wasp) is the source of this 4945-nucleotide messenger RNA. Its product is annotated as trithorax group protein osa-like. Bases 215 to 3526 code for a protein of 1103 amino acids. The record is from RefSeq and is a predicted model, not a curated record. The transcript has 2 exons. Lineage: Eukaryota; Metazoa; Arthropoda; Insecta; Hymenoptera; Pteromalidae.